This is a messenger RNA of Lycium barbarum (goji berry), 2416 nucleotides long. Its product is annotated as probable methyltransferase At1g29790. Bases 763 to 2154 code for a protein of 463 amino acids. The transcript has a single exon. Gene Ontology annotation, molecular function: methyltransferase activity. Lineage: Eukaryota; Viridiplantae; Streptophyta; Magnoliopsida; Solanales; Solanaceae. The record is from RefSeq and is a predicted model, not a curated record.
AAAGAUUAUUUGCACUUUCACUCAGUCUUUAAUCCUUAAAUAUUCUUCCGUAGGUUUCAAAUAUUCAGUGACCAAAGAUUCCCCCUGCUUUCCAAUUGUCAACGCUCUUACGUUAUAUUAAAAUCGUUGGAGAUAAAGAAUACCAUGUUGUGUAUAUGCCGAGACACCUGUAAUUACUCUUAUCUUAUACUCCUACUAGUAUUCGUUAUUUGAGAUUGUAUUUAUUUAGUACAAAAUUGGAUGCUAAGAUUUUCGAGCUUUUUUCAGUUCCUGAACGAGAAUUGCUCUUCCUUAAUCAAGCUCAUGGCCCAGCUAGUUAGCUUCGACUUCACGAUGCUUUCACGUUCAUUUGGUAUCUGUUUUAAGGAAUUACCCAAGAAAUUGAACUUAUUUAGUUCUAUCAGCUAUUUUCUCCAAUUUUUCACUUUUUUGGAUUCCUUGGAAUUUCUUUUUCCUGGUGGUAUCAAAACGCCGGUAUGUUGGGAUAUCUUAUCUGUCUUUCCAAGAAAAUGGAUGUCUGAUCUCUCUCUCCAUUUUGUUUCAAGCAUUCACUGGGCAGUUUCCAUACAACCAUUUUACCCUCUUUUUUUUUGGUGCGAGGUAAUUUCUUAGUAUAUAGCAACUUCUUGAUUUGCUUGUAUGGAUGCUAUUCUCUAUAGGCAUUGCUCGAACAAUACCAUCUCAUUUUGGAUUGUUUAUAUGGUAAAUUGUUCUGUUUUUGGUUUAAUCAGAUUGAGAGACAGUUAUUAUUAGUCAGUGAGGAUGGAGAAGCCUUAUAAUUUGCAUUUUCGAAAACGUAGAUUAGGAAGGGUUAUGAGUUCGCUCCAAUUUGUGCUAGGUGGGCUUGUUAUAUUUGUAAGCCUUUCGACUUUAUUUAGCUUCUAUUCUGUUGGAUUUUUCAUGCAUAAUGAGGAUAUAUGCCGACAUUUUUAUGGCGAACUGUACGAUAUAAAAUCACUGACUGCUCGAGUCGAUGAAGUGCUUAAUAAGAUGGAAACUCUGCAAAACAAGCUAGAACUGACUGUAAAGCAGAUAGAAAAAAAUAAAAUUGAGUUCUCAAGAAGCAAGAUUUCAAGAUUGGAGUACAAGAGGUUGUUAGAAGAAGAGGUGAUUAGGCCUUUAUCAUCGGCGCAAAUUGCCCUUAGGCAAAUUAGGCUGCCAAAAGUUGAAGGAACUGUGGCUAUUAAAGAAGACCCCUUGAUUAACACCUUUGUGAUUGAGGAGAUUCGGAAGUAUAUAACCCCUAAGGUGAGUAGAAAUGGAGAGGUUAAUGCCUAUGGAACUCCGAAGAUUUAUAACACGAUAGGGCAUGCGUGUGUUUCAAUGAAGAAAGAGUUGGAAGAAUAUAUGGAUUAUGAUAUUGGUUCAUAUUGUAAAGAUGAUUGGAAUUUAGCUCAGAAGCUAAUGCUUUAUGGUUGUGAUCCUUUGCCUAGGAGGAGAUGCUUGACGAGGGCGUCUAAGCUUUAUCGGAAGCCUUACCCGAUUGACAAGUCCCUUUGGGAAAUUCCAGAUAGAGGAAAUGUUCGAUGGAGCAAUUACAAGUGCAGGAAUUUUGAGUGCUUAGCAAGUAAGAACCCGAAACGAGGCUACACCAAGUGCACAGGAUGCUUUGAAAUGGACAAGGAACAGCGAAAAUGGGUAACAAAUUCCUCUGUUCCUGUGGAUUUUCUUAUCAAAGAUGUUUUGGCAAUCAAGGCAGGGGAGAUCAGAAUUGGUCUUGAUUAUGGUGUUGGUACGGGGACUUUUGCUGCAAGAAUGAGAGAGCAAAAUGUGACAAUCGUCUCGACUGCUCUCAAUCUCGGGGCUCCUUUCAGUGAGACGAUAGCACUUAGGGGUUUGAUUCCGCUAUAUGUGACAUUGAACCAACGACUCCCUUUUUUUGACAACGCGAUGGAUUUGAUCCAUACGAAUGGACUUAUGGAUGGUUGGAUUGAUCUGCAGCUAUUGGAUUUCAUCCUUUUUGACUGGGAUCGCGUUUUAAGACCAGGAGGAUUGUUGUGGAUCGAGAGAUUCUUCUGUAAUAGGAGGGAUCUCGACGAAUUCAUGUACAUGUUCCUGCAAUUCAGGUACAAAAAACACAAGUGGGCUAUUUCUCCCAAGUCCAAGGAUGAAGUUUAUCUUUCUGCACUGUUGGAGAAACCUCCACGAUCUUGAUGAUUAUUGUAAGCUUAAUUUUGCAGCCAUCUUCUAUUGUGCUUGUUCUCUUGUUGCACAAACACUGUCAUUGAAAUUACAUAUCCUUUUGAUCUUGUGUCUAGUUGUAAAGGAAGUUAUGCUUCGUUUAGGUUCAAAAUACUUGGUCUGCAUGCUGGGAAAGUGUAUAUUUCACAUAUAUUCACCUCUGAACUUCAUAAUAUGAAAUAUGUACUUUUGUUAUAUUAGUACUAAAUUAAUAAUAUUUGAUCAUUUUGGAGUU